AGAAGAAGAAGAAGAGCAGCUCUCGAUCCAGGAAGAAGCAGCCUUUUAAUUAACUAGAACUGGUCCCGGAGCUCCUGGCUGAAGAACCGAACCAAACAUUUUUAGUUAAACUCAGACAUUGUGUUCGUGUUGACAUGGACGACACACUCUUCCAGCUGAAGUUUACAGCUAAGCAACUUGAGAGAUUGGCUAAGAAGGCAGAAAAGGAGUCUGAAAAGGAGCAGGCAAAAGUCAAGAAGGCCUUGCAGCAAAAAAAUGUGGAAUGUGCCAGAGUUUAUGCUGAGAACGCCAUCAGAAAGAAGAAUGAAGGUCUUAACUGGCUGCGCAUGGCGUCACGAGUCGACGCAGUGGCGUCUAAAGUGCAGACGGCUGUUACCAUGAAAGGAGUGACUAAAAGCAUGGGCCAGGUAACCAAAGCCCUGGACAAAGCUCUGAACUCCAUGGAUCUACAGAAGGUUUCUGCAGUGAUGGAUAAGUUUGAAACCCAGGUUCAGAACCUUGAUGUCCACACCUCAGUAAUGGAGGACUCCAUGAGCUCCGCUAUGACGCUGACCACACCUCAGGAGCAGGUGGAUGACCUGAUCCACCAGAUAGCGGAACAGAAUGGCCUGGAGGUGAUGGAUCAGCUCAGCCAGCUGCCUGCUGGAGCUGCCUCACUGGGUGGAGAGAGCUCACGGAGCCAGGAGAGGGAGGACCAGCUUUCCCGACGGUUGGCAGCUCUGCGAAACUGAAGGCUGGUGCUGAGGAGACAACAGCUGCAUGGAGGCAGAGCACUUUGUAAGACCGGCGACGACAGGAACUACGACGUGUUUCUAUUGAACUGCUCCUGCUGGGAGAACUUAAUGAGUCUAUUGAUUUUCCUCCCCCUCUCCUGCCCUAUAAAUAAAUGAAAUGCAGCCAAAAAUAGCAUCUGAGAACAGAAACGGAUCCUGGGCUAACCUUUUUGGUUUCAUCUGUUCCUCUUCACUUGUUUUUUUUUUUUUUUUUAGCCCCCCUCUACAUUACAGGUUUCUGGGUGUAAACUUUGUAAAAUGUGUUUUGUACAAAGGACUUUACUGAUUUUCUGUUUAUAAGAGAUUUAUUUAUCUCUGGUUCUGGGUCGAAGAUGGAAGCCGCUGAUUCUGCUGAGAGAAGGGAGAAGAAAGAUCAGGUUUAAACCAGUAACACUAACAGAUUUAACCCCCUGCUGAUCAGAGUCAUCCAGACUCAGUGAGGACAAACGAUACUCGACAAUCCCCCUAUUUUAUCUAUUAUUAAACAUUUAUUUCUCGCUUUCAGAUUUGAUGCUUUUAACGCCUUAUUUUGGGAUGCAGGUGCUUUAAUAGGUGCUUCUUGCUUCAGUGCCUAUAAAGAACAGUCAGUUAGAUAGGGAAAGCCAGGCUUUCUCCUUCGUCCUCAGCUGUUAGCUGUUUUUAAUUACGUAUGCUUUUUUUUCUGUUCUGAGCAUUUUAGUUUUUGGAGCAGGAAUUUUAGCACCUCAGUGUUUGUAACUUUGAUCUGCUUUGCGUUCAUUGAUAUUAAAUAUAAACAACGACCUCCUUCACAUAGCAUAGAUUGGUUGUGAAUACCAGAGUGGCUUUAGCGGCGUUCUGUUCUGGCCGGAUCCUGUUUUUUACUUCUGUUUCAUCCAGGAAGUUCUGAUGACUGCAGCAAAGUCGGAGAAAGAUGCAGACAGAUGAACAGAGUUUGCAUCAAAACAUGUUUGAAUAACAGCUUCUGGGGCAUCAGGACCUUGGUGUUUCAUAUUUUGUCAUCCAAUUUAGUUUUUGAGGAGGGUUUAUUCGUACUGGAUCCCCACUGACUGUUCAGCACUUUUGUUUUAUAUAUUUAUCAUGUAAAAAUAAAGUUCCUUCAUCUGAAA
Cyprinodon tularosa is the source of this 1861-nucleotide messenger RNA. It is a transcript of the gene chmp1a, whose product is annotated as charged multivesicular body protein 1A. Gene Ontology annotation, biological process: late endosome to vacuole transport; endosome transport via multivesicular body sorting pathway; protein transport. The transcript is spliced from 7 exons. Bases 135 to 731 code for a protein of 198 amino acids. NCBI's taxonomy places the organism in Eukaryota, Metazoa, Chordata, Actinopteri, Cyprinodontiformes, Cyprinodontidae. Gene Ontology annotation, cellular component: ESCRT III complex; multivesicular body. The record is from RefSeq and is a predicted model, not a curated record.